Messenger RNA from Vollenhovia emeryi, 1882 nucleotides. RefSeq names its product multifunctional protein ADE2 (gene Paics). Gene Ontology annotation, biological process: 'de novo' IMP biosynthetic process. The coding region runs from base 92 to 1345 and encodes 417 amino acids. Gene Ontology annotation, molecular function: phosphoribosylaminoimidazolesuccinocarboxamide synthase activity. Lineage: Eukaryota; Metazoa; Arthropoda; Insecta; Hymenoptera; Formicidae. The transcript is spliced from 6 exons. The record is from RefSeq and is a predicted model, not a curated record.
CGGACGGGGAUCGUAGUGGGGACCGUCAAAGAAAUGCGUGUGGAGUCGGCCGGCUUACGUCCAUUCCGAUAGCAGACGUUAGAGCGGCAAGAUGGCUGAUUACAAACUCGGCAAACUCAUCAACGAGGGAAAGACGAAGAAGGUUUACGAACUGCUGAACGACUCUACGUUAUGUCUGCUGGAGAGCAAGGACCGCAUUACCGCCGGCGACGGCGUCAAGUCGCACGCCUUGGAGGGCAAAGCGAGGAUCAGCACGUCCACCACCGUGAAGGUCUUCGGAUUGCUCAGUCAAGCCGGCAUCAAGACGGCUUUCGUUAAGGCUGCCGGGCCGCAGGCCUUCAUAGCGAAGAAAUGCGACAUGAUACCAAUCGAGUGGGUCACCAGGAGACAGGCGACCGGUAGCUUUCUAAAGAGACACACCGGCGUACCUGAGGGUUACAGAUUCAAUCCGCCUCUGCAGGAGACGUUCUUCAAGGACGACGCCAACCACGAUCCGCAAUGGUCCGACCAGCAAAUCAUUUCCGCGGGCUUCCAGAUGGGCGGCAGGAAGAUAACCAAGGACGAAGUGGAUAUUAUAAAACGCACCACCGUCGUCGUCUUCGAGAUUCUCGAGCGAGCUUGGGCGGUGCGUAACAGCUCGUUGAUAGAUAUGAAGGUAGAAUUCGGCGUGGACUCGAACGGCGAGAUUCUACUGGCUGAUAUCAUCGACAGCGACUCCUGGAGACUCUGGCCUGCCGGUGAUAAGAAGCAGAUGAAAGAUAAGCAGGUGUACAGGGAUCUGUCCACCGUGACACAACAGAAUCUGGAGACGGUAAAGUGUAACUUCAAGUGGGUGGAGGAGCAGUUGGAUCAUGUCAUCGAAGCGCCCACCCCGUUGGUUGUUAUACUCAUGGGCUCGCCAUCCGACGAGGCGCACUGCCGGGACAUUGCAAGGCACGCCGCGGCGUUGGGUCUGAAGCCGCAACUCCGAGUCUGCAGUGCUCACAAGGCUACCGAGGAGACUUUGAAUAUUCUUGCCGAGUACGAGGGCAGCGGGGAAAACGUGGUACUGAUAGCGGUAGCCGGCCGCAGCAAUGGUUUGGGCCCAGUGCUCUCCGGCAAUACAGUCCUGCCUGUCAUAAAUUGCCCACCUUUGAAAUCGGACAAUAUCGAACGAAGCGUGUGGUCCUCGCUCGACGUCCCCUCAGGACUCGGCUGUACGACGGUCGUGCAUCCGGAGGCGGCUGCACUCGCGGCGGCGCAGAUCCAUGCGAUGCAGAAUCAUCUGGUCUGGGCUCGUUUGCGAGCGAGGCAACUCUCAAACUACACGUGUUUAAAGCAAGCCGACGUUAAAUUACGGAAGUAAACAGCUGUGCUUUCUACUAACAAAACGAUAACUGGCAAUUAAAUUUAGCGUUACAAACGUCAUAUCGUCAAACCGGAGACAACUGUUUCGUUGUUGUUUUUUGUUCCCCCAAGAGUCUCGUGGAGACACAGCAAAUACAAUUGUGAGAAGAACCGUACAUUCUUUUAUAUACAUUUCAGUGUAUUAAUUCAUUUUGAAUGCUACUUUAGAAAUAUCUUAUAUAGAGCGAUUGUUUUCUUCCUUGUUUUUUGUGCCUUGCAUCCAUGUAGAUUUAGGCACAAUUUUGUUAAAAAAUACAAUAUGAUCGUGCCAUAGAUUGCGAUACGACCUGAACUUUAUCGUAUCAAUGAUCACGUUAGCUCUCUUCAUAUAUAUUCUACUGUUACUGAUUCUAGUAAUACUUUACUGGUUUCAAGUAUGCAAUAUUCGUCUAUUUCCGCUUAAGCAAAUUUUCGAAUAAUGUAAAACUUGCCUUUAUAUAAAUUUAUAAUAAAAUGUAUGUUGUAUCCAGAAUAAAAGUGCAAAGUCGAAGAUCUC